AUGCGCCGAAAGAUUCGGUCGGCGGUCCACAAGCUAACACGUCGCAUAGCUCGAGCUCUCACCGGCCCCAUCGAUCGCGACGGCCCCGAAGCCUCCCUACCGAACAUCCCUGGUUCACCACCAACCUUUGAUCCGAAUCCUGGAGAUACUCACGCCGAUCCGGAGCCAUCCAUAAUGGCUGAUGGAGAGGAGGAUUACAGCUCUUUGCCCCUUACAGAUCGCUGGGUGCACAAGAUCUGGAAAGUCCGCAAAGCAGCAUACGAAGAAGCCACCAAGCAGUUCGAGGUCAGCGCCGACGAGUACGAUGCUGCCUUCCAGCCCUUUCUGCGAGAUUCUUCCCUAUGGAAAGGCGCCGUGGCCGACAGCAACGUGGCAGCCCAACAAGAUGGCAUGGCAGCUUACUGCGCAUUUCUGAAGUUCGGCGGCAAGGAACACGGCACGAGAUCAAGAGGUGUCACAGUCACACCCAUCUGUGAGAAGGGUCUCCCGUCUACGCGAGCGGCAACAAAGGCGUCAUCCAUCGAGGCCCUGCUCCUCCUCUGCGAAGUUGAUGUACCGAACCCUGUCAUCGAGGAUGUCCUGCCUGUACUCUCCGCUAAGCAACCAAAAACCGUUGCCGCCGCGCUGAACGCCUUGACCGCCAUCUUUCACAACUACGGUUGCAAGCUUGCCGAUCCCAAACCUGUCCUCAAAGUCUUACCAAAAGCCUUCGGCCACGCUGACAAAAAUGUGCGAGCUGAAGCGACCAACUUGGCAGUGGAAUUCUACAGGUGGCUGCGGGAGGCUAUGAAGCCCAUGUUCUGGGGCGAUCUGAAGCCAACCCAGCAAACCGACUUGGAGACGCAGUUCGAGAAAAUCAAGGCCGAAGGUGCUCCGAAGCAGGAACGAUUGUUGCGGACUCAACAAGCUGCAAAAGAACAGGCCCCGGCCGCUGGAGGAGGGGACGAAGGCGGUGGGGACGACGACGAGGGCGAGGAGCCCGAGGAGAUUGACGCAUUCGACCUUGCAGAGCCCCAGGACGUCCUCAAGGGUAUACCUGGGAAUUUCUACGACUUGCUCGGCUCAUCGAAAUGGAAAGACCGCAAGGAAGCUGUUGAGGCGCUGUACGCCCUUGUGAAUGUGCCAAGGAUCAAGGACGGGGAUUUCAGCGAAAUCAACAGGUCACUGGCGAAAUGUAUGAAGGAUGCCAACAUCGCUGUUGUCACACAGGCAGCUCAAUGCAUCGAGCUCCUAGCCAAAGGAUUGCGGAAGAGCUACGGAAAAUACCGAUCGGUCGUCAUGCAGCCCAUCAUGGACCGCCUCAAGGAGAAGAAAGCCGCUGUUCAGGAUGCCCUUGGCGCAGCACUCGAUCAGGUCUUCCUGGCAACAAGCCUGACGGAUUGUUUCGAAGAUAUUUUGGCUUAUCUAGUCAACAAGAACCCUCAGGUCAAGGAAGGUACCAUGAAGUUUCUUGUACGAUGCCUGCGGACAACAAGAGACGUCCCAAGCAAACAAGAAAUCGGGCAGACGGUUGAGGCUGCAAAGAAGCUCCUGGCGGAGUCUAGCCCUGCGCUUCGUGAUGGUGGUGCCGAGAUACUGGGCACCAUCAUGAAGAUUAUUGGCGAGCGGGCGAUGAACCCCCAUAUGGAGGGUCUUGACGACAUUCGAAAGACCAAGAUCAAGGAGUACUUUGAGACAGCAGAAGUCAAGGCGAAGGAGAAGCCGAAAGCGCCACCGCCGGCCGCUAAACCUCCACCAGGGGGUCCCAAGAAGGUUGUCAGGAAGGGUCCCGCUGGUCUAAAGAAAGCUGCACCGGCAGCGGCACCGCCACGAGCCGAGUCUCCCCCAAUGGCACCACCAUCGACGGCAAAACCAGCGGGCAACAAGCUUGGGAUGCCGAAACCCUCUGGGAUUGGAGGUCUCAAAGCACCUCAGAAGAGGACACUCGCAGGGCCCGGUGGCCUGGCAUCGCCGCGGCGACCUGCAGCUGCAGCGCCCCCGCCGCCAGACGAGGACGAGUACGACGAGGAGCCAGCACCAGUCGCCUCUCCUCCUCGGCAACGACUUGGCAUGGGCCGCGGUGGUCUUGCUGGCCGCUCUCUAGCCAAACCGGCUGCACCACCGGCAGCCAUGGCUCCCGCCGCCGAACCUGCCCCCGCCGUCUCUGGCCUCACUGCGUUGGAGCGCGCAGAGCUAGAAGAGCUCAGAGCCGCCAACGAGAGCCUGCUGCGGCAAGCUGACGAGGGCCGCCAUGAGCGGUCCAAGCUCAUGUCCGAAAUCCAGGAACUGAAGAAUCAAAAUGCUCAGCUCAUUGAAGAUCACACUCGGGAUGUGCUGAGCAUCAAGGCAAAGGAGACGCAGCUUGUACGUGCACGGAGCGAUGCGGAAGCGGCGGAGAGCACGAAUGAGCGUCUGCGAAGGGAACUUGACCGACUGAAGCGAGCUCUCAGUAAGUCUGAGCAGCUCGGUAUGCAGCGUGAUGACAUGUUGAGCCCCACGCUCAGCACGGCCAGCCCAGUACAAGAAGAAAUGGGCGGCGGUUUCCGAGAAAGGGAAGGCAGCUUCGGAGGCGGCUUGCAUAGGGCAGCAAGUACAGCGUCUAGGAACCGCACUUCAUAUGCUAGCAACCUCUCCGAGGAGAAGGAGAAUGGAUAUGGUCCAGACGUUCCUCCGCCUUACGCAAGGCACAAGGCCCUCAGCCCGGAGCUUGGGAGAUACAACAAUGGCAAUGGGGCCAGCUCGGCUAGCAGUGGACGAGCAUCUCCCGCUAGGGGCUACAGGAGAGACGUCUACUCGGGCGAGCAUUCAUCCGCUGCCGGUGGUGGUGCCGCUGGAAACAACGGCAAUGGCGCUGAAAGUUGGAAGAGGGCUGCUGAGGUGACCAGCCAGCUGAAGGCAAGGAUUGAGCAGAUGAAGGCUAAGCAAGGGCUUGCGAAGCAGUAG
This is a messenger RNA of Diaporthe citri, 2922 nucleotides long. RefSeq lists its product as uncharacterized. NCBI's taxonomy places the organism in Eukaryota, Fungi, Ascomycota, Sordariomycetes, Diaporthales, Diaporthaceae. The record is from RefSeq and is a predicted model, not a curated record. Gene Ontology annotation, molecular function: microtubule plus-end binding; microtubule plus end polymerase activity. Gene Ontology annotation, cellular component: spindle pole body; microtubule plus-end; kinetochore. The transcript has 3 exons. Gene Ontology annotation, biological process: microtubule polymerization; establishment or maintenance of microtubule cytoskeleton polarity; mitotic spindle organization. The coding region runs from base 1 to 2922 and encodes 973 amino acids.